This is a messenger RNA of Erigeron canadensis, 1463 nucleotides long. RefSeq names its product methylthioribose-1-phosphate isomerase. The transcript is spliced from 9 exons. The record is from RefSeq and is a predicted model, not a curated record. Bases 118 to 1263 code for a protein of 381 amino acids. Gene Ontology annotation, molecular function: S-methyl-5-thioribose-1-phosphate isomerase activity. Lineage: Eukaryota; Viridiplantae; Streptophyta; Magnoliopsida; Asterales; Asteraceae.
UUGACGCGCGUCAGGGAGGGUGUUGCGCAGUUAUCAAACUCAAGUUUCUCCUUCACAAGUCAGAAGAAGAAGAGAAGAAGAAGAAGAAGUAUUAAUUGAAGCAUCAAUCAAUCAAAUAUGAGGAAUAUGAAAAUGGUUGAAAAGGAAGAAGAAGAAGAAGAGUCGUGUUUGCAAUCCAUCCGUUAUCAGCGGGGCUCUCUUCACCUCCUUGACCAGAGAAAACUUCCUCUCAAUACCAUCUAUUUGGAUAUUCCUGAUGCUGCUCAUGCCUGGGAAGCAAUUAGAGAGAUGGUGGUUCGCGGGGCGCCUGCAAUUGCUAUAGCUGCUGCUCUUUCUCUCGCUGUACAAGUAUCUAAACCGGAUCAUCAAUUUACUGGAACACCACAUGAGGCAGCAUCUUUUCUUAUUAGCAAAUUGGACUAUCUUGUCUCAAGUCGUCCAACAGCUGUCAAUCUUUCAGAUGCUGCAACCAAGCUUACUGACAUUGUAAUCAACUCUGCUGCAACUGCUACAGACGCCCACCAAGUUUUUCAGGCUUACAUUGAAGCUGCUGAGAUUAUGCUCGAAGAAGAUGUUGCUUCCAACAAAGCAAUAGGGACAUAUGGAUCUUCUUUCAUCUUGAAUCACCGAAAGGAUAUUAACAAGCUUUCUGUUUUAACACAUUGCAAUACUGGCAGUCUUGCAACAGCUGGAUAUGGAACUGCUCUUGGAGUAAUCCGUGCACUUUAUGCUGAUGGAGUACUUGAACGUGCUUAUUGCACAGAAACUCGUCCUUUCAAUCAAGGCUCAAGAUUGACGGCUUUUGAGUUGGUCCAUGACAAAAUACCAGCCACACUCAUAGCGGAUUCUGCAGCUGCUGCUCUAAUGAAAGCUGGACGUGUUCAUGUUGUCAUUGUUGGAGCCGAUCGUGUUGCUGCUAAUGGUGACACGGCCAACAAGAUUGGAACCUAUAGCCUUGCCUUAUCUGCUAAGCAUCAUGGUGUUCUUUUUUUUGUUGCUGCACCCUUGACUUCAAUUGAUUUGUCACUGUCAUCUGGAGAAGAGAUUGUUAUAGAAGAAAGAUCAGCCAAGGAAUUACUAAAUACUCGUGGAGGUCUCGGAGAACAAGUUGCAGCUUCUGGGAUAUCUGUUUGGAAUCCGGCUUUUGAUGUUACACCAGCCAAUCUGAUUGACGGUAUCAUAACCGAAAAGGGUGUCAUUACGAAGGUUGGGAAUGAAGUUUUUGACAUCAAGGGUUUUGUACAGAAGACUAUGAGCAAUUGAGAUACAAAGAUUUUUAAGUUAUUACCAUCACUUGUAAUGUAAUAUGUUAUCUGAAUAAAUUAGUAUCGUAAACCAUUGGCACAAAUGCACUUGACCCAAGAGAGGUUCCCAAGCCUCUGGGUAUUCUAAAAUUUGUAUCAGUGUAUACGUAUGCUUUUGAGAAGCUGCCACUUUUGUGUAUUUUUAUAUUAUUUUUCUAA